Messenger RNA from Magallana angulata, 1490 nucleotides. RefSeq lists its product as uncharacterized. The transcript is spliced from 3 exons. The record is from RefSeq and is a predicted model, not a curated record. Lineage: Eukaryota; Metazoa; Mollusca; Bivalvia; Ostreida; Ostreidae. Bases 110 to 940 code for a protein of 276 amino acids.
CGUGUAGCGGUCGAUGAUUUCUCGGAACGGAAGUCUUCUGAAUUCUAUUUAAUACCUAAGCUGGUAAUUUAGGAGGAGGAAGAAUUUCAAUACUUAGGCUUAAAACAAAAUGUCGGAGUUACAGCCACCAGUAACAACCGCAUCCUCUUCCCUCGCCCCUCUUCCACAUGGAGGAAUCGUACAACAAACUCAUUCUGCAGCUGCUAACGCUACAGAUGUAGCCGCCAGCACCAGUACCGCUAUAGCUGUCCCCAAGGGGUCAGGUACCAGGAGCACCGCUGCGGCUGCCAGCGGAGGCAAUGUGGUAGCAUUGCAGACCACCGCCACCGCCCAAGCGACAGGAAGCAAAGCUGACGUAGAUGAAGAUCCACGUGCUAAGCUAAUGUUUUAUCUCAGGUGCAUUUCUUCAGUUUUCGACGAAUUUAAUGGAGUGUGUAAAGAAAUUCUUAAAGAAGACUCAAUUUCUCAAAUCAGAUGUCUUCUUGAACAUGAAAACUUCCGUGCAUUGACCGUGAAACAAAACGACCAAGUCUUGAUUCUUUGCGAUGCAUUGCGCCCAAACUUGUUCAUCAACAAAUGCAUUUUUGAAAAUACUCAAAAAUGUGGAGAUUCGCAGAAUAAGUUUUAUAAAAUAGAAGAGGUUGAAAGAUCACUCGCCAUUCAAAAUGAAAUAAUUGUAAGAGGGGAGAAUCGUCAGGUGUCUAAAAUAAUGUAUUACAGACCAUCCUAUUUAGAGAAAAACUAUUACAAGCCAAUGAGCCGACUAGAGCAUCGUUUGAAAGUAAUAAGGAAAGGCGAGCAUUUGGAAACUUUUACUGAGAACUACAAGGUCCACCUCCUGAUGACUUUGAUUUUUCCGUUCUGGGUCGUGGUGUGGGCAGCAAUGUGUGUGUACGAGAGUAAUCCAACCGACCCGACUCUACAACACACAGAACCGUAGUAUGGAAACCGCCGUAUCAGAGAGGCAACCUGACCAUCCUUAGUCCACUGACUUGUGCACUAUGAUAUUUCUGUUUCUGACCCAAUGCUAUCACUAAUUUUUGAUGAUUUUUUAUUAUGUUGUGAAUAUGUGUUAUAAGUUUUAGCAUAUUGUUUUAUAAUGAAUUCUAAUUUUAUUAAAAUAAAUUAAAAUGUUUUGUAAAUAUGUUACAAAGGGCUUUGUUUUGUAUGAAGUAUAUAUAUUGUUGAACAUGUUGAUUUAUUUAAGUAUUAAAAGGCUUGGGAGUUAUUUUUUUGAAAUACGAAAACACAAAACUGUAUGAGAUCUUCAAUCAUAAUGUAUGAAGAAUCACAUACAAUGUGUUUUAGUUUUGAAUUUGAAUAUUUUUUUCUCAACAUUGUUUCGUAUCAUGUAAAACCCUCAUCGCUGUUAUAUACUCUAAUUUGAGCUUUGAAGAAAGACCGUCACAUUUUGGUGAAUAGGCGCUUGCCAUUUGUUGAUAGAUGUGAGGUUACAACAAUUGUUGAGAUGUACCCCCCCCCCCCCCCCC